AUAAAAUCCGGAUAAUCAUAUCUAUUCUUUGAUUUGAGUCAUCAACAGUAUGUUACAAUAAUUAAAGUCGCCUUCUUUUGUUUUAGGUUUGGAAGGAGAACAAGGAGAACUUAAUAUUAAUGGAAAGAUAUCAUUUCUUUGCUUCAAGUUGUAAACAAUUUGGCCUCAACUCCAAUUCACUUGCAGAACUAAGAAUUGAUGAAAGUGAGACUGAGGGAGCUCUUGCUACUGUUCUUAAAGUUCUACAACGGAUCCACAGUUUAUUCUUUGGCUUGGAACACGAGGACAAUCUAGAGAGCCAAGAUGUGAGGCUGUUACUAAAAACUGUUCGUCAAGAAGUUUUAAAGGGUUGUGAAGUUAUCUUCAGCUCUGAUAUCGCAACUACUUUCAAGGAUGAACAUCAGAGGCUAUGGGAAAUGGCAGAGCAACUUGGAGCUAGAUGCUUGACAGAACUUGACUCCUCUGUAACGCAUGUGGUGUCAAUCGAUGCAGGAACGCAUGAGUCUUAUUGGGCGAUGCAAGAGAGUAAAUUUUUGGUCCAUCCAGGAUGGAUUGAAGCUGCCAAGUACACGUGGCAAAAGCAGCCUGAAGAAAACUUCCGUGUUAGUUUAAGCCAAAAAUAAAUGAUUCGAUAAUUCUUCUAGGUUUAGUUCUGUAAAUUUACACCUUUCGAUUGAUUUUGGUGCAUCACUUUGAACGGAGUGGUGCUUCGUAGAGAUUCAUGCUUGUGCAUAUUGAUUUUAUAAAAUGUAGAGUUUAUGCUCUUACAUAUUGAUCUGUUAAAAUGGAGAUUAUGGCCCCGUU
Molecule: messenger RNA, 804 nt
Organism: Olea europaea var. sylvestris
Lineage: Eukaryota; Viridiplantae; Streptophyta; Magnoliopsida; Lamiales; Oleaceae
Product: RNA polymerase II C-terminal domain phosphatase-like 4
Exons: 3
Coding region: 120-623 (167 amino acids)
Molecular function (GO): RNA polymerase II CTD heptapeptide repeat phosphatase activity
Source: RefSeq, a predicted model, not a curated record